ACAAAACCUCCCGAAACAGCCACCAAAACCCAACAAAUCAGGACACGCACCGGUAACGGUGGUUGAGGGCUCCGCCUCCUUCGAUGUUUUCGAGAAACCCAAAUUAACAACACUUUCCAAUAACCGCCAUUCUCUCCUCCUUCUCUUCGACUGAUACAGAGGCAUUCUCUCCAACUGCCUUCUCUCUUCAAUCACAUCAAUGGCUCACCUCCUCCACACCUCAUUCGUCCCUUCCACCUCGUCCCUCCGUCGCACCCCUUCUGCAGCGCCACCGAUAUAUAUUUCCUCUCGACGGAACACUUCAAUCGAGGCGAAGAUCAGAGAGAUCACCAUGCCGGUCUUGAGCUCCACCAUGACGGUGGGCGAAGUUGUGUCCUGGAGUAAAUACGAGGGCGACAAGGUCUCAAAGGGUGAGAGUGUAGUUGUAGUCAAGUCUGACAAGGCCGACAUGGACGUCGAGACCUUCCAUGAUGGUUUCCUUGCGGCUAUUUUGGUUGAGGACGGCAAUUCUGCUCCAGUCGGUUCAGUAAUCGGCCUACUUGCAGAGACGGAGGACGAGAUUGCCGAGGCUCGGUCUAAGGCCUCCACAUCAUCAUCAUCGUUAUCGGCUGAAGCUGCUCUUAGUAUUACUGCUCAGGCCUCGCAACCUGAGAAAAUUGAGGAGCCUGUAGGCCCAGCAGUUGUGGCCAGCAGGGAGACAGUGGUUGCGUCUGCUGUACACCCGGCCUCUGAGGGGGGAAAGAGGAUUGUGGCGUCCCCUUAUGCGAAGAAAUUGUCCAAAGAGCUGAAGGUGGAGCUAGCGGGAUUGGUUGGGAGUGGGCCAAUGGGGAGAAUUGUAGCGAAAGAUGUUGAGGCAGCGGCUGCAGCAGCUACUGUUGCCGCCGUGCCACCUCCAACAGCACCAGGAAUCGAAUUGGGGUCGGUGGUGCCGUUUACAACAAUGCAGGGUGCUGUUAGUAGGAAUAUGGUAGGGAGUUUGACAGUGCCUACUUUCAGAGUUGGGUACACUAUCACCACGGAUGCACUUGAUACGCUCCACAAGAAAAUUAAAUCAAAGGGAGUCACCAUGACAGCAUUACUUGCCAAGGCCACUGCCCUUGCAUUGGUUAAACAUCCUGUUGUAAAUUCUAGCUGCAGAGAUGGUAAGAGCUUUACAUACAACAGUAGCAUCAACAUUGCUGUUGCUGUGGCUAUGGACGGUGGGUUGAUUACGCCUGUGCUUCAGGAUGCUGAUAAGGUUGAUAUCUACUCUCUGUCAAGAAAGUGGAAAGAGUUGGUUGAAAAAGCUCGGGCCAAGCAAUUGCAGUCUCAGGAGUAUACUACAGGUACUUUCACUCUUUCAAACCUUGGGAUGUUUGGUGUCGAUCGGUUUGAUGCCAUCCUGCCACCUGGAACUGGAGCCAUCAUGGCUGUUGGAGCUUCUCAGCCAGCCGUAGUUGCAAGCAAGGAUGGCCGGAUUGGGAUAAAGAACCAGAUGCAGGUAAAUGUCACAGCUGAUCAUCGAGUAAUCUAUGGUGCUGAUCUGGCUUCAUUCUUGCAAACACUGGCAAAGAUUAUUGAAGACCCAAGGGAUCUUACUUUUUAGUCUGAUAUCCAUUUUUGCCGAAAUGUGCUUUUGGUGCUGCCAGUGUUAGAUUACUUCUCCUUGUGCACACUUUCCUGAUCAACUUCUGGUUCACUAUCGAUUAGUAAGUUACAAGAGCAAGGAGCAGAAUUUUGAAUACAAAUGCUUUUUAUUGGAUUCUUUUUCCUUUAGUUAGUUAUGAAGUUUCCAUACAUUUUGACUCUUCCCUGCUGCGUUGUUAAGUUAAAUAUUGGCUGUUGUUCAUUACUGAGUUAUCAAACCAUUUUUCUUCAUCGACUAUGAGGAACGUAAUUGUUACAUUUUGACGUUUUGGCUGUAGCUUUGAAUUGAGUAAUUGUUUAUUUUGAUUGAGAGAUAAAACAGUCUUUAUAUCUUUCCCUA
This is a messenger RNA of Tripterygium wilfordii, 1966 nucleotides long. Its product is annotated as dihydrolipoyllysine-residue acetyltransferase component 5 of pyruvate dehydrogenase complex, chloroplastic. Gene Ontology annotation, molecular function: dihydrolipoyllysine-residue acetyltransferase activity. The record is from RefSeq and is a predicted model, not a curated record. Lineage: Eukaryota; Viridiplantae; Streptophyta; Magnoliopsida; Celastrales; Celastraceae. Gene Ontology annotation, cellular component: chloroplast thylakoid; pyruvate dehydrogenase complex; chloroplast envelope. The transcript has 6 exons. The coding region runs from base 200 to 1585 and encodes 461 amino acids. Gene Ontology annotation, biological process: pyruvate decarboxylation to acetyl-CoA.